AUGACUUCGGUGAUUAUGAUUGAUGAGGAAAAUGAAACUCUAGAGCCAGCACUGAAACAAUCAAAUAUUCCUCUUGGACUUUAUCUGGACGCUUCUUGUAUGGAAGCAAAACCAAUACUUACUAAGGCUUCAAGAAAUAAUUUAUUUGACGCCCUUCAUAUUUGGUUAAUUGUAAAUCACGCUGAAAACAAAAGCAACGAAAAAGAAUUUGACGCUAAAAACGUCUUUCUUAAUCUGAAUUUAAGCGUUAAUACUGAUAUUGUUCUUGCAGAUUUUCGAGGGGAAUAUUAUGAAUUAAUUGAUAUAUUUAAUUACGGCAAAAUACAAGGCAAUGGUCUAGAGUUGACACGUUAUGGAACGUGGAGUCCAAUAUAUGGAAUCAAUACAUAUUCAAAUAAUUACAAAUACAAAGAUCGCUGGAAUUUUCACAACCUAACAUUAAGAGCGGUGUCAGUGAUUUUGGAGCGUCCGAAGGUAUUCAGACCGACGAUGCUGACGGAGCUGGGCUACACACAUGGCGUGUCCGCCAUGACCAAGGUGGUCGCGCAGUUGCUACACGUGCUCAUGCAACAACAUAACUUCAGAUUCAACUACACCAUAGUCGGUCGCUGGAUCGGCUCACCCGAGAGAAAUUCUACUUUGGCAGUCACUAAUUCCUUGUUCUGGGGCGAACAAGACAUAUCUUGUACGUGUGCGAGGAUAUUUCCCGAGUGGCUUAAUUGGGUCGAUGUAUUCUUCCCAGCUACAACUACCCUUGAAACAAAAUUCUACUACCUAAUACCGGACAAGGGUGUGGGGGAUUACGAGAACCGGUUCCUGACUCCGAUGUCUGCGGGUGUGUGGUGGUGCUCAUGCGCAGCUGGUGCCCUUUGCGUGGCGGUACUGGCCGCCGCCGCAACCCUAGAGACUAGGCCCGAGCCACAUGUAUAUGCUUUCUUCAGUGUUUUCGCUACCACGUGCCAACAAGAGUAUGAAGACGGAGUUCAAAUAAUACAGGAAAGUUUCUCUAGUCAAGGUACGCUGGCGGCGCCUCAUACUCCUUGUAGUGGGUCUGACAAGCAUGCUUCUGUACCUACUACACCAGCAGUGUUCUCGUGGCUACUCAACGCCGCCGCACCCACUCUGCAGGACUUAGACACAUUGAUGAACAGCGAUUUAGAACUUAUAUUUGAAGACAUCGGAUACACACGAGGAUGGCUUGAUAAUCCUGGCUUCUUCUACUACAGCGGUCAUAAAAACCCAAAAGAAGAUGAACUAAGAAACAAAAAGGUAAUAAAUGCGAAACGAACUGUACCUUUACUGCAGCCCGUCAACACCGGAAUAGAACUAGUGCGAACUGGUGCCUACGCUUACCACACGGAGCCGUACACAGCUUACCAAACGAUAUCGAAGACAUUCGACGAUACGGAGCUGUGCAAGCUGGGCUCCCUGCAGAUGAUGCAGCCCGCGCAGGUCUAUAUCAUGGCGCAGAAACGUAGCCCGUAUAAAGAGUUUUUUGUUUGGAGUUUAAUGCGUCUGCAAGAGCGCGGGCACGUGCGUGCGGCGCAGGGCCGUGUUAGUGGGCCCACGCCUGCCUGCUCGGGGCGCACGCCGCGCGCCCUAGCGCUUGGACAGGCUGCGCCCGCCUUCGCUCUGCUCGCUGAGGCCACACUGCUCAGCGCCCUUAUCUUAGUAAUGGAAAUAUUAUGGCACAGAUUUACGACAGGAAAAGCAGAAGGAAAAAUAAAAUUCAUAAAGUCUAAGACUAGCUUUAUGUUCAAGACAAUUCAGAAGGAAAUAUAA
This is a messenger RNA of Papilio xuthus (Asian swallowtail), 1782 nucleotides long. RefSeq lists its product as uncharacterized. NCBI's taxonomy places the organism in Eukaryota, Metazoa, Arthropoda, Insecta, Lepidoptera, Papilionidae. The record is from RefSeq and is a predicted model, not a curated record.